AUGACUUCUAAGGGCCCAAGUAUAGCACCUAGACUGCAUAGUUUGGCACCAUCGCCUAUACCUAUUGCUAAUACACCGCCUUCGGCGGACAGCCCACCACAGUUCUUGCGAACAGGGGCACCCCAGGUGAAGAAAACGCUGCUCGGAGACACGUCCGGUGGAACAGGGGUGACACAGAUUAUAACGUCCAAAGAAUGGGUGUUGCCUCCUAGACCCAAGCCGGGAAGAAAGCCCAGUAUUGAUACACCGGCGUCGAAACGGAAAGCGCAGAAUAGAGCAGCUCAACGAGCAUUCAGGGAAAGACGGGCAGGCAGAGUACAGGAGUUGGAAGAGAAGUUGAUGGAUGUGGAGAAGGAAAGAGAUGUCAAGGAGAUGGGUUUGGUUAAUACUAUUAAUAAGUUGAAAGUGGAGAAUCAGUUUUUACUUAAAAGCAUAGAUCAGUUGAGAAACGACAUGAAUGCGUUCAAAAAUGCCAACGGGGGCAGUAGUCAAGCUAAUACCCAACAGAACACGAUGGUCUCGCAAUACAACACGAUAUCACACUUCAAAUCGAAUCCAUCACCAAACAGCCGUUCUACUGGGUCUCCAUCGGGAUCCUCGUCCUAUUCUGUGCAGCAGAUAUCGCCAGCACCAUCUGCAGACUCACCGCCAGUAUUUACUAACGUUUCUGCAUACCAUAGUUUGUCUACAUCUGCUUCGAAUAAUAAUUCACCAGAUAAGCUAGCCGCGAAUGAUAACACCUCUAGUUCAUUCGAUUGCGGUGUGUGCGUUAAAGAAGAAUGUCUCUGUGAGACCGUGGGAUUGAAAGACCCAGAGCCAACAAAGAAAAUAUCGUUAGAGGAGACGAUCAAGGAGUUCAAGCCCAUGCCUGCCGUGUCGUUACGCAAUAAGAAGAGAAAAUUUACGGACCUGGUGUCUAAAGAGAUUGAUUUCACAAAAAAGUUCUCGACCAGCAAACCAAUGCCAGAUUUGAAAAAAUUAAAGAAGCAAUCUGAUAACAACACUAUGCUUGCCAAGAAGACAAAAAAUAUUUCUGAACCAAGCACGCAAUUCGACGAGUCAUCUCCAGUGGAUAAUUGUGGAUUCUGUACUGAUGACACUCCUUGUGUUUGUCGUGAGGCAGCCAAAGAGGCAGCUAGAUUCAAUGACUCGUUGAAUGCAGAACAAGAAGAAUCCAAUGAUGCAGCAACGUCGUUACCACCAAUUCAAUUGAAUACGAACAAUUUCCGUAAGAGCUCCUUACCAGUUAUGCACCCAGGACCAUCGGUUGAGAUUCGUGAGAUUACGAACUUAUCGCCUGGAGCAGUUCCAACUGUUGUUGCACCAACUACUAGAAUGAAUGCGUCGGUCUUCUCGAAUGAGACUCCCGACAAGGAAUUCUCGGCUGAGCCUGAAAAGAACGCAGGAGGAUGCACUGGUAAUCCCGGAACUUGUGAGCAAUGUCAAAUGGACCCAAUGUCUACUUUAUUUUGUACGACUGUCGCAAACAAGGAAAAGGACGAAGAGAAAUCAAGAUCUAAUUCCUAUGGCGCAGAGUCAAACUCGCCGCCAUCUCUGAAAGAAUCGAAUUCUUCCCAGAUAUCAAGACUGAGUUCAAAAACCAGCUUGCCAUCAAUUUCGGUCACCAAUUCCAAUUCUAUUUCUCCAGAAAGAAAUGAUAUAUUUAUUCCUUGCUCUGACGCAUAUCGUACUUUGUCAAGACACAAGAAAUUUAACUCGGUUGAUUUCAGCACUUUGGUUGGUAAAUUGACUACAAGAGGAAUGCAAGUAGAAGUCCAAUCUGUUGCAAACGUCCUUCGUGAAUUAGAUAGAAGGGUUUACAAUUAG
Molecule: messenger RNA, 1827 nt
Organism: Debaryomyces hansenii CBS767
Lineage: Eukaryota; Fungi; Ascomycota; Pichiomycetes; Serinales; Debaryomycetaceae
Gene: HAP43
Product: Hap43p
Exons: 1
Coding region: 1-1827 (608 amino acids)
Cellular component (GO): RNA polymerase II transcription regulator complex; nucleus
Molecular function (GO): transcription cis-regulatory region binding; DNA-binding transcription activator activity, RNA polymerase II-specific
Source: RefSeq, a predicted model, not a curated record